This is a messenger RNA of Phlebotomus papatasi, 2643 nucleotides long. It is a transcript of the gene RnrL, whose product is annotated as ribonucleoside-diphosphate reductase large subunit. Gene Ontology annotation, molecular function: ATP binding; ribonucleoside-diphosphate reductase activity, thioredoxin disulfide as acceptor. Gene Ontology annotation, cellular component: ribonucleoside-diphosphate reductase complex. The coding region runs from base 227 to 2620 and encodes 797 amino acids. The record is from RefSeq and is a predicted model, not a curated record. The transcript is spliced from 5 exons. Gene Ontology annotation, biological process: deoxyribonucleotide biosynthetic process; DNA replication. Lineage: Eukaryota; Metazoa; Arthropoda; Insecta; Diptera; Psychodidae.
CAUUUUCGAGCACUUCAUGGCAGCCAACAUUGAAAUACCAAAUAAUUGUUACGUACAAAAAGGGCCAAUAAAAAUUUCGCGAAAUAGCGCGGGAACUCCAAGCGUCUUCCUUUUGUCACAUUCGUAGCGUGUUGCAAAAAGUUUUGUAAAGAUUUACAUCAUUAUUCUACAAUUUUAAAUCAAUUUUAUAUUGAGAAAGUGUCUAUUAAAGUGUGAAGAGUCUAAAAUGUUUGUAAUCAAGAGAGAUGGAAGGAAGGAGGAUGUUAAUUGCGACAAGAUCACCUCGAGGAUCAAUAAACUCUGCUACGGAUUGAAUAUGAACUUUGUGGAUCCUCCGGCCAUUACGCAGAAGGUGAAGAAGGGUUUGUAUUCUGGAGUAACUACUCCAGAAUUGGACAAUCUGGCUGCAGAGAUUGCUGCCACAAUGACCACGGAUCAUGCAGACUUUGCCGUACUGGCAGCCCGACUCGUUGUCUCGAACCUGCACAAGGAGACGAAGAAACUCUUUUCUGACGUCAUGACGGAUCUCUACAAGGCUAUCAAUGAGACCACGGGGAAAUUGUCACCCAAGAUCUCAGAGAAGCACUACAACAUCAUCAUGGCCAAUUCGGAGAGGCUCAAUUCGGCCCUGGUCCAUGACCGGGACUAUGGCUACAGCUACUUCGGCUUCAAGACCCUGGAGCGGUCGUACUUGAUGAAGCUGGGAGGAAAGAUUGCCGAGAGGCCUCAGCACAUGCUGAUGCGUGUUUCCGUGGGAAUUCACGGAGAGGACAUCGAUGCAGCUAUUGAGACGUACAAUCUGCUCUCGCAGAAGUACUUCACUCAUGCCUCGCCGACUCUCUUCGCAGCAGCCACGCCAGUGCCUCAAUUGUCUUCCUGCUUUCUCCUCUCCAUGGCCGAGGACAGCAUCGAAGGAAUCUACGAUACCCUGAAGCAAUGUGCUCUGAUCUCAAAGGCUGCCGGAGGAAUUGGCGUGAAUAUGCACUGCAUUCGUGCUCGGGGCAGUCAUAUUGCCGGCACCAAUGGCACCUCCAAUGGCCUUGUCCCAAUGCUUCGUGUCUACAACACAACAGCCUGCUACGUUGAUCAGGGUGGGAACAAGCGUCCCGGUGCCUUUGCUAUCUACCUGGAGCCCUGGCACGGUGACAUCUUUGAGUUUUUGGAUCUCAAGAAGAAUACGGGCAAGGAGAAGGCACGAGCAAGGGAUCUGUUCUAUGCUCUGUGGAUCCCGGAUCUGUUUAUGCAGAGAGUAUCUGAAGAUGGGGAAUGGAGUUUGAUGUGUCCGAAUCAGAGUCCAGGAUUGUUUGAUUGCUGGGGUGAGAAAUUCAAUGAAUUGUACAUGAAGUAUGAGAAGGAAGGUAGGUAUAUCAGGAGAAUUCCUGCGAGAGAUCUCUGGUUUGCCAUAAUUCAGAGUCAAGUGGAAACUGGGACGCCGUACAUGUUGUACAAAGAUGCGUGCAACAGGAAGAGCAAUCAGCAGAAUAUUGGGACAAUUCGCUGUAGCAAUUUGUGCACAGAAAUUGUAGAAUAUUCGUCCAAGGAUGAGAUUGCUGUGUGCAAUCUGGCAUCUAUUGCUCUCAAUAUGUUCGUAAAGGCUGAUAAGACGUACGAUUUUGAGAAACUCAAAGCAGUGACGAAGAUUGUUACGCGCAAUUUGAACAAAGUCAUCGACAUCAACUACUAUCCCGUACCAGAGGCCAAAUUGUCCAAUAUGAGGCACAGGCCAAUUGGGAUUGGGGUUCAGGGUCUGGCGGAUGCUUUCAUUUUGAUGCGUCUGCCCUAUGACAGCGAAGAAGCCAAGAAACUCAAUCAGCAAAUCUUCGAGACCAUCUACUACGGUGCCUUGGAGGCAAGUUGCGAAUUGGCUGAGAAGCUUGGACCCUACGAGACAUACGCAGGAUGUCCAGUGAGCAAGGGUAUCCUGCAGUACGAAAUGUGGGGAAAGAAACCAACGGAUUUGUGGAAUUGGGAUGAGUUAAAGGCAAAAAUUGCCCAACAUGGCGUGAGGAAUUCGUUGCUGGUUGCCCCAAUGCCAACAGCUUCAACGGCCCAGAUUCUAGGCAAUAAUGAAUCCUUCGAACCCUACACAUCCAACAUGUACAACCGCCGAGUACUCUCCGGUGAAUUCCAGGUCGUCAACAGCCAUUUGCUGAAGGACCUUUCGGAACGAGGCCUCUGGAAUGACGACAUGAAGAACAAACUGAUUGCCAACAAUGGCUCAAUCCAGUCCAUCCAGGAGAUUCCGCUGGAAAUCCGCGAGCUCUACAAGACCGUUUGGGAGAUCAAGGUGAAGACCAUGAUCGAGAUGGCGGCUGACCGAGGAGCCUUUAUUGACCAGAGCCAGUCAUUCAACAUUUACGUGGCAGAACCCAAUUACGGCAAACUCACUUCCAUUCACUUCUACGCCUGGAAGCAGGGCCUGAAAACCGGAAUGUACUACCUGCGCACCAAACCAGCGGCCAAUGCAAUUCAAUUCACCGUGGACAAACUGAAGCUCCGGGAGGACAUCAGCACAAACGGGGAAACGCACGUGAAUGGGGAAAGUCAAGUGGAUCAGGGACGUGCCGAAAUGCUCUGUUCCCUGGACAACAAAGAAGCCUGCAUGUCCUGUGGCUCGUAAUACCCAACCCUCCGCCGCCCCCC